UCUCUGCAUUCCCAACUUCCGGCUGGUCUUAAUUCCGCUUCCUGUCUGACAGUGGCGUCUGCGCUGAGGGUCACAUUGAGGUGCUUGCUGCUCCAGGGGCGUAUUUAGGAGUCAGCACCAUGGCAGACGACAUCCACACCAAAAUCAAGAACUACAAGACUGCUCCUUUUGACAGCCGCUUCCCCAAUCAGAACCAGACCAGGAACUGCUGGCAGAACUACCUGGACUAUCACCGCUGCCAGAAAGCAAUGACCGCAAAAGGGGGUGAUGUCUCUGUGUGCGAGUGGUACCGGCGAGUGUACAAGUCCCUCUGCCCCAUAUCCUGGGUCACAGCCUGGGACGAACGCCGAGCUGAAGGCACGUUUCCUGGCAAGAUCUGAACUGGCUCCACCUGCUUCUCUGUCCUUUGUUCUUCUCCCGGUGGUAAAGGGGGACCUGGGUACAUGAUGGUCCUGCCUUGGGACCCUGAAUCAUGACUUAACAAUAAAAACUCAGUGGAAAAGUGUAAA
Messenger RNA from Chinchilla lanigera (long-tailed chinchilla), 509 nucleotides. RefSeq names its product cytochrome c oxidase subunit 6B1. The record is from RefSeq and is a predicted model, not a curated record. The transcript is spliced from 4 exons. Bases 120 to 380 code for a protein of 86 amino acids. Gene Ontology annotation, cellular component: respiratory chain complex IV; mitochondrial inner membrane; mitochondrion. NCBI's taxonomy places the organism in Eukaryota, Metazoa, Chordata, Mammalia, Rodentia, Chinchillidae.